This is a messenger RNA of Mustela lutreola (European mink), 10070 nucleotides long. It is a transcript of the gene PCDH17, whose product is annotated as protocadherin 17. Gene Ontology annotation, biological process: homophilic cell-cell adhesion. The record is from RefSeq and is a predicted model, not a curated record. Gene Ontology annotation, cellular component: plasma membrane. The transcript is spliced from 4 exons. Bases 2519 to 6007 code for a protein of 1162 amino acids. NCBI's taxonomy places the organism in Eukaryota, Metazoa, Chordata, Mammalia, Carnivora, Mustelidae. Gene Ontology annotation, molecular function: calcium ion binding.
CAGCAAGAGGCGCUGGGGAGAGAGCUGGGACUGCGAGCCCGGCGGAUGCGGCAGCGGCGGAGGGCGGCUGGGGAGACGCUACUCCAACUGUUGAAUUUUCACCUUUCAUUUCCUCCGAUGCUUUGCUUGUGGAGAUGGAUUUAUUUGCUUUGAAAUCCGCACGUCUUUCGCAGGCUAUGAGCUGAUCCUGAAAGGCACCAGAUUAAAAGCGACCACCCGUGUCAGAAAAGGAGGAAAAAAAAAAAAAAAAAAAAAAAAAAACCCUCCACAACGGACUGCACAAUUAACUAUGCACACCGGUGCUGGACUUUGUGAAUAGAGAACAUUGAGAGGAAAAUCAUGAACUAUGAUGCGGGGCUAAGCUGUGAACAGUCACUGGAAUCCUGAUUUUUUUUUUUUCUUUUUCUUUCUUUCUUUCUUUUUUUUUUUCCAAGACUCUGAAAGAUUUGGGGGUUCCUCACGCCUCGUCAAAAGGAAAGGUGUUUUUUUUUUUUUCUUAAACAAAUAAAUUAAAAAAUAAAUACACCUAGCAAAACAGACGCCUUGUUUUCCAGACCCUCGGACCCCGGCAGAAAGAGGUAGAGUAAAAGUGCUGCUGGAUUCAGCUACACCUUCUUCCCUCCCUCCCUUUCCUCUCGCUUUUUCUUUUCCUCCAAGACAUGAAUCUGGCUUUUCUUUCUAUAGAGUGAGUCAGAGAGAAAGCGUUAGGAAGAAGCCGCAACUAAUGUCUGUGAAGGGAGGACCAUGAGGCGAGAGUGAAUUCGAUUCGUUCCACUGCUUCUGACUCAUCGGGCAGAUCGGAACACCUGCAUUUCUGGAUGUGUCAUUCCCGUAUGUCGAGGCGCCUCGAGAACCCGAAAUAAUGUGUAGACAGACCUGUGCCUAACAUCCCCUCGGAGGUCGCUCUCGGGGGUGGGGUGGGCGCCCCUGGCUGGACCGCCGCGGCCGCAGCUCCUCACCCCUGCCCUCCUCGAGUCGCCCAGAGAGACUGUGUGAGAACGAGACUGCAGAAUGCAUCACGCCAAACCUUGAUGUGUUUCUUUCAUCCAGCCCACUCCUACUAUUAAAAAAAAAAAAAAAAAAAAUUGACGGGAGUGGGGGAGGGAAACAAACAAACAAACAAACAAAAAAACCCGCACUUUAUUCGCUUCAGAUAUUCACCACUUUUAUUCCUCGCCAAGGUUUUCCUUUCUAGAUGAAGAGGACUGGGAGGCAGGGCCAUUGGAAGGAGAUGCUGAAUAGAAAGAAAAGAGAGGCACUUGACAGCCCAGCCCUGUGAAUGCAGAGACUGUUUCCCUUCUAGCGAGAGACAGGGAGAGUGUGUGUGCGAGGACUGGGAGGGUGGCUCCCCCUUCCUUUUUAUUCCGCCUCCCCUUCCCCCCUUCCAAUCUGCACAUCCAACCAUGAGUUGCCUGUUGAUUUCCUUUCGCCUGGGAAGAAAAGCAAACUGGAAUUAAACUGCAUCGAGAGAAGUCCUUGCUCUCGCGGAGAGAAGGGGAUGGUAGCGGCGGCUACCGGCUUGGCACAGAGAAAUCACACAGAGUGUGUGUUCCACGAACAGAGGCGGAGAGAGCUAUAUACGCCCCCUCCCCUCCCCAAUAGACUCACGCCGCAAAUGCUGAUCUGGCUGUGGCUUUCCUGACUUCGGGGGAGAGCCUUUUCCGAGGAAGAGAGGGAGGAGCCUGGUGGAGGGAGGAAACUACAAAUCGGGACACUAGUUCUUUGCGCUGCAUUUCCUCCCCUCCCUUUGACUGCUCGGAAAGGAGAGAGAAAAAAAAAAUACGCUUGGCUAGGAGAUGCAGUCCGCGGCCGCCUCUGCCUCAGCCAGCAAUGCAAGAUUAGAUCUCUAAAUGCAGCAAAACACUGCCUGAAAACCGAACAGCCCGCGAAGCCAGCAGACAUUUCAACCGGGCUCCGGCGAAGCUUCAAAAUAUAUCGGAUUCUCUCUCCGUUGCUCCUCGUCCCCAUCAAUUUCAUCACAGGAGACGGGAAACAAGUAAGGAUUCCACUUUCCCAUCUGCCUCAAGACACACCUCCCCGCUCCCUCCCCCACCCGAUGUGAAGAGUAUUCCGGUGGCUACCGCGGGAGCGGAUUUGCAGCGCCCUAGCGGGAGCCAGGAAAAUCUACCGAUUCUUCACCACCCCCUUCUAGACGCGAUUUCCAUCUUAUCGCUGGCCUCAUCGCUCAACUUUGAGUCGCCCCUAGUCCCGGCGGAAGAGACAAAGCCCCGGGCUCGCCCCCAGCCGCAGGGAGCCGCCGCCUUGCUCCGUGCCCCUGCAGCUUCGCUGCGCCGCCGCUUCUCGCCCAGUGCGGAUGCUGUAGAUCAACAGGUUCGGGGAACUUGAGCGGAAUAAGGAGACCGCCGGGUGCCGCAGCCCAGGAGCCGAGGGAAGGAAGGACCCACAGACUUGUGGCUCGCGUCGCGCGCGCACGCUGCGCCCGAGCCCCAGGCUGGCGCGCUCCCACUGGCUCGCCCCUCCAGUCCGGCUGCUCCUGCCCCCACCCCACCGGUCUGGGAUGUACCUUUCCAUCUGUUGCUGUUUCCUCCUAUGGGCCCCUGCCCUCACCCUCAAAAACCUCAACUACUCGGUGCCGGAGGAACAAGGGGCCGGCACGGUGAUAGGCAACAUCGGCAAGGAUGCUCGACUGCAGCCGGGGCUUCCGCCCGCAGAGCGCGGCGGCGGUGGCGGCGGCGGGCGAAGCAAGUCGGGUAGCUACCGGGUGCUGGAGAACUCAGCGCCGCACCUGCUGGACGUGGACGCGGACAGCGGGCUCCUCUACACCAAGCAGCGCAUCGACCGUGAGUCCCUGUGCCGCCACAACGCCAAGUGCCAGCUGUCCCUCGAGGUGUUCGCCAACGACAAGGAAAUCUGCAUGAUCAAGGUGGAGAUCCAGGACAUCAACGACAAUGCCCCCUCCUUCCCCUCGGACCAGAUUGAGAUGGACAUCUCGGAGAACGCAGCGCCUGGCACCCGCUUCCCUCUCACCAGUGCACAUGACCCGGACGCCGGCGAGAAUGGGCUCCGCACCUAUCUGCUGACGCGCGACGACCACGGGCUCUUCGCGCUGGACGUCAAGUCCCGCGGCGACGGCACCAAGUUCCCAGAGCUGGUAAUCCAGAAGGCGCUGGACCGCGAGCAGCAGAACCACCACACGCUUGUACUGACCGCCCUAGACGGCGGCGAGCCGCCGCGAUCCGCCACUGUGCAAAUCAACGUGAAGGUGAUAGACUCUAACGACAACAGCCCGGUCUUCGAGGCGCCCUCCUACCUGGUGGAGCUGCCAGAGAAUGCCCCACUGGGCACCGUGGUCAUUGAUCUGAAUGCCACCGACGCCGACGAGGGUCCCAAUGGUGAAGUACUCUAUUCCUUCAGCAGCUAUGUGCCUGACCGCGUAAGGGAGCUCUUCUCCAUCGACCCCAAGACCGGCCUGAUUCGUGUCAAGGGCAACCUGGACUAUGAGGAGAAUGGGAUGCUGGAGAUCGACGUACAGGCCCGAGACUUGGGGCCCAACCCCAUCCCGGCCCACUGCAAGGUCACUGUCAAGCUCAUCGACCGCAACGACAACGCGCCGUCCAUCGGUUUCGUCUCCGUGCGCCAGGGGGCGCUGAGCGAGGCCGCCCCGCCCGGCACCGUCAUAGCCCUAGUGCGGGUCACUGACCGGGACUCGGGCAAGAACGGGCAGCUGCAGUGCAGGGUGCUGGGCGGAGGGGGGACCGGCGGCGGCGGCGGCCUGGGCGGGCCCGGAGGUUCUGUGCCUUUCAAGCUUGAGGAGAACUAUGACAACUUCUACACGGUGGUGACUGACCGCCCGCUGGACCGCGAGACCCAGGACGAGUACAACGUGACAAUCGUGGCUCGGGACGGGGGCUCGCCUCCUCUCAACUCCACCAAGUCGUUCGCUGUCAAGAUUCUGGACGAGAACGACAACCCUCCUCGUUUCACCAAGGGACUCUAUGUGCUGCAGGUGCACGAAAACAACAUCCCAGGAGAGUAUCUGGGCUCCGUGCUUGCCCAGGAUCCCGACCUGGGCCAAAACGGCACAGUGUCCUACUCCAUCCUGCCCUCGCACAUCGGCGACGUGUCCAUCUACACCUAUGUGUCUGUGAACCCCACCAACGGGGCCAUCUACGCCCUGCGCUCCUUUAACUACGAGCAGACCAAGGCUUUCGAGUUCAAGGUGCUUGCUAAGGACUCGGGGGCGCCCGCGCACUUGGAGAGCAACGCGACUGUGAGGGUGACAGUGCUAGACGUGAAUGACAACGCGCCGGUGAUCGUGCUGCCCACGCUGCAGAACGACACAGCCGAGCUGCAGGUCCCGCGCAACGCUGGCCUGGGCUACCUGGUGAGCACCGUACGCGCCCUAGACAGUGACUUCGGCGAGAGUGGGCGCCUCACCUACGAGAUCGUAGACGGAAACGACGACCACCUGUUUGAAAUCGAUCCCUCCAGCGGCGAGAUCCGCACGCUGCACCCCUUCUGGGAGGACGUGACGCCAGUGGUGGAGCUGGUAGUGAAGGUGACUGACCACGGGAAGCCCACCCUGUCGGCGGUGGCCAAGCUCAUCAUCCGCUCGGUGAGCGGCUCCUUGCCCGAAGGCGUUCCCCGGGUAAACGGCGAGCAGCACCACUGGGACAUGUCGCUGCCGCUCAUCGUGACUCUAAGCACUAUCUCCAUCAUUCUCCUAGCGGCCAUGAUCACCAUUGCCGUCAAGUGCAAGCGCGAGAACAAGGAGAUUCGCACUUACAACUGCCGCAUCGCCGAGUACAGCCACCCGCAGCUGGGCGGGGGCAAGGGCAAGAAGAAAAAGAUCAACAAAAACGAUAUUAUGCUGGUGCAGAGCGAGGUGGAAGAGAGGAACGCCAUGAACGUCAUGAAUGUGGUGAGCAGCCCCUCCCUGGCCACCUCCCCUAUGUACUUCGACUACCAGACCCGCCUGCCCCUUAGCUCGCCCCGGUCAGAGGUGAUGUAUCUCAAACCGGCCUCCAACAACCUGACUGUUCCUCAGGGGCACGCGGGCUGCCACACGAGCUUCACCGGACAAGGGACUAAUGCGAGCGAGACCCCUGCCACUCGGAUGUCCAUAAUUCAGACAGACAAUUUUCCCGCAGAGCCCAAUUACAUGGGCAGCAGGCAGCAGUUUGUUCAAAGUAGCUCCACGUUUAAGGACCCAGAAAGAGCCAGCCUGAGAGACAGUGGGCACGGGGACAGUGAUCAGGCUGACAGUGACCAAGACACUAACAAAGGCUCCUGCUGUGACAUGUCUGUUAGGGAGGCACUCAAGAUGAAAACUACUUCAACUAAAAGCCAACCACUUGAACAAGAACCAGAAGAGUGUGUUAAUUGCACAGAUGAAUGCCGAGUGCUUGGUCAUUCUGACAGGUGUUGGAUGCCACAGUUCCCUGCAGCCAAUCAGGCUGAAAAUGCAGAUUACCGCACAAAUCUCUUUGUACCCACAGUCGAAGCUAAUGUUGAGACUGAGACUUACGAAACUGUGAAUCCCACUGGGAAAAAGACUUUUUGUACAUUUGGAAAAGACAAGCGAGAGCACACUAUUCUCAUUGCCAAUGUUAAACCUUAUUUAAAAGCCAAACGUGCCCUGAGCCCUCUCCUCCAAGAGGUCCCCUCAGCAUCAAGCAGCCCAACCAAGGCAUGCAUCGAGCCUUGCACCUCAACAAAAGGCUCUCUGGAUGGCUGUGAAGCAAAACCAGGAGCCCUGGCCGAAGCAAGCGGCCAAUACUUGCCCACUGACAGUCAGUAUCUGUCACCCAGUAAGCAACCAAGAGACCCUCCGUUCAUGGCUUCCGAUCAGAUGGCAAGGGUCUUUGCAGAUGUGCAUUCUAGAGCCAGCAGGGAUUCCAGCGAGAUGGGUGCUGUUCUCGAGCAGCUCGACCACCCGACCAGGGAUCUGGGCAGAGAAUCGGUGGAUGCGGAGGAAGUCGUGAGAGAAAUCGAUAAGCUUUUGCAGGACUGCCGGGGAAACGACCCUGUGGCUGUGAGAAAGUGAAAAAAAAAAAAAAAAAAAAAAAGCAUUGGCAUUUUCUUGUCUCUCCUGUUGAUUUAAAAAUGAUCCCUCCUGGUGACAACCCGUUUUACAGGGAUGAAGAAAGACCAAUGCUGCUUUAAGGCUUUUAGUGAACAUCUGAAGUGCCCACAAGUAUGUUCUUUUCACUGCUGUUUCUUUUUCAGAGAUAACAAUGGUUUUGUUUUGACCAAACUUAUAUUAGGACAGAAUUAACGAUGCUGAAAGAGAAAAGAAAAAAGAGGAAGAGAAAAGAAAGAAGAAAAAGGAGGAUGAGGAAGCGAGUCACCUUUUGACAAUCUGUUAGGAAGGUGUGCAGUGUGAGAAUUGAAGUAUUUCUGAUCACUCUUAAGACUGUCCUCCGUGAUUUAUGCUGACUUAACUGUUUACCUAUAAACCCCAUACAAAGCAGGGUCAUAAUUUGUGAUCUGUGGUGGAUUUCUAGCAGUCACCACAGGCUUCUACUUAAAGUCCCGAAAAGACCUUGCAGUAGUCCAAGCUACACCAAACAUUAACACAUAUUUGUGGUAAACAUUUCUGUAUAAAGUUACCUGCCACACAUACAAACACAAAGAACAUUCCAUAUCAUUAGUCGAAAAAAAAAUAAAAAAAAAAAAAAAAAAAAACAAACAAACAAACAAAAAAAAAACCUUGGUCAUUUGUAAGACACUUCAUGUCGUAUAAAAGUUAAAUGUAAAAAGAUAUAGUCCAUUUGUCCUGCACACACAUAGACUAAUUCACUUCAUUAAUGGAGAAGAAAUUUUAAAAGGUUUAAAAUGCCUCUUCAGCAUUUUAGUGUCCAACAAACACACAAAUAAUGAUGGAUAUGUUUUAAAUUUGACCUGAAAAAUAGUUACCAUUGAAUGAUAAUAUGCAGAGGAAAUUAACAUGAUUAAUACAUUUUUUUCAUUUGUGGACACUAAAAUAGCUCAGGAAAGUGAAACUGUCUUAGGCAUACACCAAUCACAUGACCAUUUAAAUGUGCAAAUGUAAGAAAUUCAAUGUGUUUACAUCAAAUGACAUAUUUUUAUUGAUUUAUUGCAGAUUCAGUGCAUAUGAGCCAAAUUGUUGAGUGUAUAAGAGCUAUAUUGUGUAUUUUAUUAAAUUAAUAUAUAGUUGUGUUGCAAAAAUAUUUGGGCUUAUAUUGUAAAUGGCAAGUGUUGCCUCGGUAGCUGUCGAACUCUAUGAGUUUUGUUUUUUCCUGCUUCCUUUUCCCCAUGGAGUGUGGGAAGCAGUGCCUCAGAGCAGAGUCUCUUGUUUAAUGUAUAGUCUACCAAGUACUACAGUACAUAAUCUGUUCAAAAUGUGUUUGAGUGAGCCAAUGGAGCUAACUGAAAGGUCAAAAAAGACAUCCGUCAGUCAUGGUUAUGUGCAAGUCCUUGUAGAAGCUUUUAUUAAAGUCACGCUAAAUCACAAGAGUUACAUUUGUACCGAUACCUGAAACUUGUUCACAUUUUUUCAAUAACAUCCAGCUUCUGCCUAUGUAGAUAUCAUAACGUUGAUUGGUUUCUCAAAAGUAUCUUAAGUGGUUCAAGAUGUGUGUUCCCAUUAUAUUUCAAAACCAUGAGAAAUGCUUUAAUGCAUGUGUGGUACCAGCACUGGUUCCUUGCAUUGUGUAGUGUGUUUCAAGAGGUCUGGGUCUUAACAAAAUGUUUUUCCUUUUUCUGUAUACUCUUCUGCCUCUUUUUAUUGGUGUCCUUUGAGAACAAUACACCUUCUCUUCCUUCAUCUGGUUACACCUUUUCUUGUGACAUUUAGCAAGUUUCAAACUUACUUCCAUAUGAGGCUAGGAAAUCUCAAAUUUCAGGAAUUGGGAAAAACAAAAUUAGCACUUGCAGAAGUAGCAGCAGAUGGGAAAAUGCCUUGAUUGACAUUUUCCUUCAGCGUUUAAAAUUUUUGGCAUUUUACAGCUUCAUGACAAACAGUUUCCAGCCCAUACCUUAGAAAAUGUGGUGCUGAGUUAAAUAAAGGCUGUUUGUGCACUGGAGCAGAAAAAUGCGUUAUUUGCAAACUGGUGGAGAAUUCUGUGCCUUCUUUUCUGGCCACCAAGCCAGUGUAGAAACAGCAUAAAUGUCAUAAAAUCAUUAUAUGAAAAACAAAAGCAAAAGCAAAAACAAACAUUGAACUGAAUUAAGUUUUGUAAUUUUAAACCUCAAAAAAUUCAACUGAAAAUAUUUCUGUCAAAUGUCGUCAAGAUUUUAGACUGUACCUCGUUUGCAAAACAGCUCUGAAAGGGAAGAGUGGACAACUCCCAUCAGCCUUAUUCUCUCGAGAACUGUAUUUGGUUCCUAGUAACAGCCUUUCCAAAGCUCUACUCUUGGUUUUUAUUACUCAUAAAUGUUUAAAUUAGAAAAGAAGGGAUCUUGUACACGUGAAACCUAAUUGACUCUCUAUAUUUUGGACAAUUUAUGUAUCUGAAAUGUGUUGUCUCUAUUAUAUGAUGUUAUUUUUUUGCCAGGAGACUACAGGUUGAUUUAGCUUGAUAGCUGAAAUUUGAUGGAAAACUAAUUUCCAUUUAGUCUUACCAAGUGUUUCCUCUCUCUGACUAGACAGAUAGCCACGUAGUACAAUCUAAGGCAGUAUAUAAAUGAAAUCAACAAAGAGAGUAGGCUUUAUUUUUAAAACAUUCUUAACGCUGAGUAACCAGUUGUUCAAUUUAUUAUAUGUGUCUGAAGACAUUAAAACACUAUAAAAUUUUAAGAAUUGGUUGUGCCAAUGUGUGAGGGAUUUACCUUUAGGCUCUGUCACUGGUGAUUUACUAGCGUUAGCUGUUUAACACAUUACCUGUAUUUAGUAGUGAUUAUUUAUUUACAAGUUGGUGGUAAUUCAGCAGUCAGGACUCUGAGCUUUUAUAGUUGAGUUGAGGGAAUCUCGUGUUUGUUCAUUUGGCUGACGACUGCCUUUAUCACAGACCUCUGGUGCUUGGCUUCUGUGGAAGUCUAUGAGAUGCCAAAAUCACCCCUGUAGAGAGCAACUUGCUCUGAGGGGUGAUGCAUGAUCAAACAGUGAUAUUUCAAGCAGUUUUGGCAUAAUUCAGAAUACGGAAAAAUUGUCUUAAUUCACAUCCUUCAAAUACUAACCCCUCAAAAAAUCCCACACAUUCAAAAAAAUAAUAAUAAUUUGAUAAUACUUUGUCCUUUAGGUCUUUCAGUAACUGAAGUCAAGCACAGAAUAAGAAUUUAUAGAAAUUUUUGUAAGAAAGUUAAAAAGUUCUAAAAACUGUUCACUGGUGAACUAAAAACAAUCAGUAACACAACAAUCUUUUCAUUAAAUGUUAAUGAAAGAUCUUUUCAUCAAAGUUAAAAGUAGUGAGAAUCAGUGUUAGUUAUACCUAUACCAAAGUAAACAUUAAAGAGACAUAUCAUGCAAUUGUAAAGAAUGCUUUCAUAUUAUUUCUUAACCUUACGUACUUAUCCUUAUUGCAGGCCAUCUAUAAGGAUUGGCUCACCACCCCCAUGAAUUAAUUGAAUUCCUGGUUGGGAAAUUGACUUUGUUUCAUUUUCCCGAGAUCUUGUAAAACAUGACUUCCCUUUAAAGUAUAUAGGCAGUGCUCGAUAUAAAAAAUGACACCAUAAAAAAAAGUCAUGUAGUAAUAGAGCAGUAUGCUUUAUUUGAACUAGGUUAAAAGCUGUUUGUUGCCUAAUGGAGUAGAAGUUGCUGAGGUCAACAAGUAGACUGAGGUCUGGCAUAAUAUAUGCCCACUCAUUAUUGUCUAAUUAUAUUCUUUGACAACAGACAGCAUUUAUCACAGCAUUAAUUCAAAUGAGAGUUUUGGCUAUCAAGAUGUGUUGAUUUGAAACAUAAUUGAAUGAGACCUGAUUAAAGUCUGACUUUCCUGGCCCCAGUGUUUUGCAGGUUGGCUAUUCCCAUGUAUCAACCCCAUCACUCCAUAAGGUUCUUAGCUGCACCAAGCAAUUGGUGAACAAGGACAACAACAACAAAAGCAGCAUACAUUGUAUGGAUUUAUCUCAACGCUAUUGUUUAAUGGCUGUGUUUAAUGUGACCUAUCUGGAAAAUGAGGACUCCGAAUAAAAAGCUAUUACUAAUA